CCCGCCCGGGCUUUGCCCGAGGCUGCUAUAAAGGCCAGGUGAGGGCCGCGCCUGUGGAAUGUUCGCACACCUUGGCGUCUGCGCCCCAGUCGGAGCCCGGAGAUUCCGCGGUGAACUGAAGGCGCACAUCCACUGCCCGAAGCCCCGGCGAGCCUUCCAGCACAUCUCACACUCCCCGACUCCUCUCCCUCUUUCUCCUUCUCCUCUUUCUCUUCCUCGUCCUCGUAGCUCGCAUCCGAGUUGCCCCAGGGACCGAGACGGCGCCGCUCCAAGGGACCAAUGAGAACCUCGCUGCGGCUGCUGCCGGCGCCGGUGGCGCUCUUGCUAUUAGUGAUCCUCGGCUCAGGGCAUUAUGUUGCUGGAUCAGAACACAAAGGCACCUACUCUGGGAAAGGGGAACAAUUUUCUGAGGACCACAGUGCCAGUGGGCUUGAGGUGAUGGUGACUUCAAGAAGUGAGAUGUCCUCAGUGAGUGCAAUGCCUUCUGGUGGCGAACUGUCCUCAGAGACUGACUAUGACUAUUCAGAAGAGUAUGACGAUGAACCACAAAUAUCCGGCUAUAUAGUAGAUGAUUCAGUCAAAGUUGAACAGGUAGUUAAACCCCCCCAUAACAAAACAGAAAGUGAACAGACUUCAAGCAAACCUAAAAGAAAGAAAAAGGCUGGCAAAAACGGAAAAAAUCGAAAAAACAAAAAGAAAACUCCAUGUGAUGCAGAAUUCCAAAAUUUCUGCAUUCAUGGAGAAUGCAAAUACAUAGAGCACCUGAAAGCAAUAUCAUGCAAGUGUCAUCAGGAUUACUUUGGUGAGCGAUGUGGGGAAAAGACUAUGAAGACUCAAAGAAUGGUUGACAAUGACUUAUCAAAAAUCGCUUUAGCAGCCAUAGUUGCCUUUGUCUCUGCCGUGAGCCUCACAGCUGUUGUUGUGGUCAUUACAAACCAGCUUCGAAAACGAUACUUCAGAGAAUAUGAAGGAGAAUCAGAAGAAACAAAGAAACUUCGACAAGAAAAUAAUGCACAUACCAUUGUAUAACUGAGUAUAACAUCACAGGAGGUCAUAUUGGAGUCACUACCAAGUCAGAACCACGAACAGAGUUGGUUCCUCUUUUCAGUGGAUCAUGAGAAAAUGGAACGUUUUUGUUCUGAUGGCUUUCAACUUUCAAUUGUCACUUUUUAUGCUAAGUCUUAUUUCUGUACAUAAAGAUGCAUGGAGAGAAAAAGUAUUUUUUCAAGUUGUAAAUAAUUUAUUUAAUAUUUAAUGGAAGUGUAUUUAUUUUACAGUGCAUUAAACUUUUUUAAUCAAACACAGUUUGAGAGUUUGAAUAUUAGUUUUGGGAUUGCAAAACUCUAGAGUGUUUCUCCUAAAACUUGGCACAUCAUAGAAAAAGGAUUUCCUCCUUUUUUUUUUUUCACUGCCUUCAUGUUGAUUUUGAAAAUUGAUUCCUUUUCUUACAAAGUACUGUUGAUGGGAAGAUUAGAAGCUAAAGUCAUUUAAAAAAACAGGUGUGGUGGUGCCGAUUCUGACUCGUGGUGAUCCCUCGUGGGCCUGAGUAGAACUGUGCUGCAUAGGAUUUUCAGGGGCUCAUUUUUCAGAAGUAAAUUGCCAGGACUUUCUUCUGAGGCACCUCUGGAUAGACUCAAACCUCCAACCUUUUAGUUUGCAGCUGAGGACAUUAACCAUUUGGGCCACCCAGUCAUGAUCAACUCGACAGCAACAGGUUUGGUUUUUGGUUUAGGGACUCCAGAGUCACUUAGUUUUCCCACAAAAACUAAUAUCCCAAACCAGUGGCUCUUAUUCCACGUAGAACUUAUACCAAAAAAACCCAAAACGAAAUUCGUUGCCAUUGAGUUAAUUCCGAUUCAUAGUGACCCUCUAAGACAGAGUAGAACUGCCCCAUAGGGUUUCCAAGCUGUGAGCUUUAGAGAACCGACUGCCACAUCUUUCUCCCAUGGAGCAGCUGGUGGGUUUGAAACACCGACCUUUCAGUUAGCAGCCGAGUGCUUAACCACUGUGCCAUCAGGGCUCCUAGAACUUAUUCCAAGUUCUGUUAAUUAUGAAGCCAUCUAAAAGCAAGGUGUCUCUGUACCAGGACACUCAGAUAUUAGAAAAUAAACCUAUUACCCAUCCCCAUAAUCACCACAGACAAGAAGACAAAAAUAAGUUUGAAUAUUUAAAAUCAACAUUUCAAGAGAAGCAGGAAGCAUUUAGAUUUAAAGCUGCUUUCCCUAAUAUGACAUUGAAUGUAUGUGGCACCUAAAACCCACUCCUCCCUUCCUCCCCUUGCUAAUAUUUUCUUACAGUAUUUUAACAAAUAUGUGUAUAUUUGAGGUGGGCAUGUUUUCAAGAACAUUGAUGUUAUAUUGGGUAACUCACAGCCUGGUUUCAGGCUAAUGUACUAAGUUGCCUGUAUACAAAAAUAAAUAAAUAAAACAACCUUAUUAAUGUGUAAGCAUAAUGUGACUAAUAACCUCAUAGAACUUUAGAUUGAAAGGUGCCUUAAGCAUGAACACUUGCAACUUUCUCUGGUGCACCAUUCACCAAUUUCUUGUCCAGUGAUUAUCUAACUCCAUGAUUCCCAAUUCCUUGGAAACCCUGGUGGUGUAGUGAUCAAGAGUUUGGCUGCUAACCAAAAGGUCGGCAGUUUGAAUUUACCAGGCACUCCUUGGAAAACCUACGGAGCUGUUCUACUCUAUCCUAUAGGUUGCUGUGAGUUGGAAUCGACUUCACAGCAAUGGGUUUGUUUUUUUAGGGUGGUUCCUUGGCAUACUUUUUUGUUUUAAAGAUCCCUAGAUGUAGCCAGCACUGAGGACCACUAAUUCACCUCCUCUUGAACACCUUUACACAUUUUCCUCAAUCUCAUACACCAAACAGUUAUUGUAGCUAACUCAAGAAUCCCAUUGCCAUCGAGUCAAUUCCAACUCAUAGUUAUACUAUAGGACAGAGUAGAACUGCCCCAUAGGGUUUCCAAGGCAGUAAAUCUUUAUGGACACAGACUGCUGCCACAUCUUUCUCACAUGGAGCAGCUGGUGGGUUUGUACCACUGACCUUUUGGUUAGCAGCCCAGGACUUACCCACUGCACCACCAGGGCUCCUAAUUCAAAUGUAGAGCCACGAAUACAAGACAGAAAAGUCCCUACUUCAAGGCACUCCCCACCUAGUUAGGGGAGGGGGUGGAUAUGUUUUGUCAAUGCAUGCAGUAAAUAACUAUGAGAUGUGGGCCAGGGAGGCACUGAGACCUGCCUGAAUGAGCCAGGGAAGACUUCUUGGAAAGAUGCUACCUGAAAUUAUCCUUGAAAGAUAAACAGGAGCAAUGUGGUGAAGAGCAUUACAGGCUUAAGAAAAAUUAUAAAGUCAUCAAGUGAUAUGACCUGAAAGAUGAAAAAAAAACAGUUCAUAUUAUUAAAACAGAAAUUAAGUCAGCAGAGGUUGUAAAGGAAGCCGGAGAGGUGAGGACAGGGCUACAUAAUACCUUUACCUUAUUCUGAGGAGUCAUUCAGGCAGGUAUAGACACUUAAUCAGAUUUGCUUUCCAAAUAGGUCAUGUGUGGGGGAGGGACUUGAGCCAAAGGUCAAAGGCGAGAAGAUUGGUUAGAAGGCAGUGGAAAUAUUCCAGGCAAAAAAAUGGAGAGUACUCAAAGCUGGGACGUUAAAGCUGGGAAGAAGUUCAACAUGGAUCUGAAGUUUUUUUUUUUUGUUUUUUUUCAACUAUAUAUAGAUAAAAGCAAACAAACAGGAAAACAAGAUGAUUUAUUGGAUGAGGGUAAUGACAUAGAGAAGACGAGAAAUCCAGAAUGACCCUCAAGUUCCUGGCUUAAGUGGCUGAUUGGCUGGAUGACAUAAUUUUUAAAAAUGGAAUCCCUUGAACUGGUUUUUGUUGAGUAUUCUAGAAAAAAAAUACGGCUAUUCAUUUAUCCUGGACUCAAGAAUGACUCUUCCUUAUUUUGAAAAGUCAUCCUUUCUAAUCUGUAACGGAUCUAUGAGGAAAUAAGUACCAGCCCAACCAGUUAGUCAGUUGAGUCAAGCUAGCCAUUGCCUCACAUCUGAGAUUGAGGAUGUGAAAGGAAAAAGACCAGGCCUACAAGUAUAAUAAUGAAUUCAGUUUUGAAUCUGUUGAGUUUGAGGUGUCAAGAGAAAUCCAGUAAGCAGUUAGAUAUGAAGUCUGAAGUUCAGGGAGGGGAAGAAUCGUAGAUUGGGAUUUAUCAAAAUAUAUCAGGUAAUUCAAGCAACAAAAAAUGUCCAAGAUUACCAAAGAAGACUCUACGGAGUCAGAAGAAAAUAUAUAUGUAUUGACAAAUCUUUCCACCAUUUGUUAAACACUCAGAGGUGGACCCAGGCCAUUAUAGCCACUGUGAAGAUUGUAGGCACUUGUCUGCUAGCCCAUGAACUUUUUUAGCCUUUAAAACAAAAUGGGCACAGGGAACCCAGGGUGGAAAGGGGGGCAUGUUGUCACAUUGUAGGGAUUGCAACCGAUGUCACAAAACAUUAUGUAUAUAAAUUUUUGGAUAAGAAAUUAACUUGAGCUGUAAACUUUCACCUAAACACAAUUAAAAAAUAUAUAAAAUUUGUUUAGUCAUUACGGUGAAAUAGGACAAAAAAAAAGAUACCACCUUCAUCAUCAUCAUUCAAUUUUGUUGAGCACUCAGACAUCCCAGGCACUGUUCUAAACGCAGGAGUCCCUGAGUUGUAUAAAUGGUUAACAUGCUUAGCAGCUAAACCAAAGGCUAGAGGUUUGCAUUCAGCCAGAGGCGCAUUGGAAGAAAGGCCUGGCAAUUCUGAAAAAUCAGCCAUUAGAAACCUUAUGGAUAGGAAACUUAAGGGGCAGUGAGUUUAUGUUAAUGGGAGAAGAACAACUCAGAAAAGGAGGUUAUGGAUGGUUGCACUACUUGAAGAACGUAAUCAAUGUCAUUGAAUUGUGCGUGUAGAAACUGUUUGAAUUGAUGUGUGUUCUACUGUGUAUAUUCUUAUCAACAACAACAAAAAAUUAAAAUGAAAAGAGAAGAAUAACCAAUGAAGCACAGUUCUACUCUGACACACACGGUUGCAAUGAGUCAGAAUUGUCUCAGUGGCAACUAGUGGUGGUGGUUCUAAGUGCACUAAUAAUGCAGCUCAUUUAAUCCUCAUGACCUGCUUUGGAGGCAGAUGCAUUUUACAGAUGGUUAAACAGAAGCUCAAAGCAGUGAAGUAACUCGUCCGCGAUCACACAGGUAGUAUACGGUAGGGUCAGUUUGUCUUGCACCAGAGCUGGCCUGCCUGCACUCCUCUCUAUUCUACUUCUCCUAGAGUCAAUGUACCUGUUUUGGGUUUAGAUAGUUCUGUCUGCAUACCAAUUUUGCAUAGCUUUAAACUGCCACUCAUUUAUAAAAUAUUUAAAUAGCUGGCUUAUAUCUUCAAGAUCCAGAUAAGAUGGCACAUUUUUAUCUCCCCGUGCUACCUUCACAAAAUUUCCCAAUCUGUACCCUACCUCAUCAUCCCCUAAAAUAUGACUGAUCUCUUUUAUUUACAUUGUUCACACACUGAAUGAUAAACAGAGACCAGGACAUAUCAGCCAAAUAAAUCUUAAAGAUACAUAAUUAAAUUUGGAUGCUGCUGUUUAACCAAAAUAGUGACUCCACUUUCCAAAAAGGCUAUUGUUUAAUUAAUUAGAUAGCAUCUAUACACGUGUUUUUUGCUUAAGAGAAAGGGAAUUUAGGAAGUACAGGUUGGUAUAAGUUUGCAGUAUCAGCAUUCCUUCUUGGAGGCAAAUAUCACUAAUUUCAGGAUUUGAUAAAUACCAUCUAGGUACCCAUUUUCUGUCAUUCAUGGUCUCAGAAGUUAAAAGUCUAGGGCUAAAUUUAACCAGGAUUACCAUCUGAGGAUUACCAUCUAAAAAAAGAACAUGUGCCAACAACAGAGGUUGUCAGUACUCCCUGGGUAUCUGUGAUAUGUGGUAUCACAGCCAGGUCCUUAAGAACUUCUCACCUUGUGAAUUUUUCUCAGGGAACAACUGACAUUUUCCCUAUUUGCUUUAGUUGCAGUCUUAAAAUUUGGUGCUUCCUCUGCCCAUGAAAAUCUACUUUGUAACUUAGAAUCAUGAAAUUCUGUCCAGCUUUCUUUCAGCUUAACUCUCUGUUCCUCCAGGAUGCCUUCUUCAGUUCCUCUUCUUCCUUCCAUGCUAGUUAACAUUCCCUUAUCAUAUGGCCUCAUGAAAACAAACAGAAAACCAGUUGUCAUUGAGUUGCUUCUGACUCGUGUGAGCCCGUGUACUUCAGAGUAGAAUUACCCCCCCAUAGGGUUUUCAUGGUUGUAAUCUAUCCAUCAGAAGCAGAUCACUAGGCCUUUCUUUUGAGGCAUCUGUGGGUAGGCUUGAACUACUAAUCUUUAGGUUAGUAGCCCAGAGCUUAACUGUUUGUACCACCCAGAAUAGCACUUAUUAAUAUUUCAAUUAAAUAAUUAUUUUUGUAAGUAUUUAUUUAAUAUAUUCCUCUACUGCUGGAUUAUAAAUUUUCCAGGACAGGGACUGAGUCUAUUUCAUUGUUCAAUAAGCACUUGUUGAUUGAAAAAUGAAUUAUUAGAGAUCAGCCCAUGUCAUUUCAUAACUACCAUCAUUGAAGAAUAUAUUUUGCACUUGGAGACUGUAUGAAUUUGGAAAACUGUAUGGUUUUGAAAUACUCAAUAAGUUCUUUAUUCAAUAGCAAAAACCCUUUUAUGGGUUACGGAGUGACAAUAAUAACUUUCCAAAUGGACCUAAUAAUACAUAUUUCUUUAGAUGUGUAUAAAAAUUAUAUACAAUUUUCAGUCAGUUUUCAUGGGCUUCUGCUGCUCCAUGCAAGAGAAAUUUUUUAAGUCUAAAAUGGUCUCUGAUAUUCUUCCUUUUUUCCCCCUUGCAUUUAUUUAACCAGUAUUUUUUCAAUGCUAACCUUGUGAAGAACAUUGUGCCAGGUAAGUUCUAAGGUAGAAGGUAACAUCUGCUUCCCAAGAGCUAUAAAAUAAGAAAGGUGGUUCUAUAUUAGAAGUGCUAGCCAGAGCAUUAACACAAGAAAAAGAAAUAAAAGGUACCCAGAUUGGAAAAGAAGUAAAAUUAUUUUUACAGAUGACAUCAUUCUAUACAUAGAAAAUCCUAAAAAAAUCACCAGAAAUCUUCUAGUGCUAAUAGAGAAAUUUAGCAAAGUUGCAGGGUACAAGGUCAAUAAACAAAAACUGGUUGGGUUUCUAUACAUUAGCAAUGAGAAAUGUGAAAUGGAAAUUAGGGAAAGGAUUCCAUUUAUAAUGGCAGCUAAGAGAAUAAAUACCUAGGAAUAAUUUAACUAGGGACAUGAAAGACUUAUACAAUGAAAAUUAUAAAACUCUCUGAAAGAGUUUAAAGAAGGUUUAAAUACAUGGAAAGAUACACUGUUCAUGGAGAAUAUUUAAUAUUGUUAAUAUGUCAAUACUACUCAAAGUGAUCUAGAGUCAAUGCAAUCCUGAUCUAAAUUAUCCUCAACUUUAUGCAGAAUAGUAAGAAGCCACAAAUAGAUGAAGCAAAACUGAAAGAGAGAACAAAGUAGGAGGACUCACACUUCCUGAUUUCUAAUUAUAUAGCUACAGUAAUCAAAACUGCUGAUGCUGGUGUACUAAAAGAAACAACACCAAUGGAAUAGAAUCGAGAGCACAUAAAACCCACACAUCUAUGGUCAACUGAUUUUUGUCAAGAGUAUUAAGCUCAUUAAAUGGGGGAAAGAAGAACCUCUUCAAUAAUAGUGUUGGAAAAAAUUGAAUUCCCACAUGCAGAAAAACAAGCAGGAUCCAUGUCUUACACCAUGCACAAAACCCCCUUCAAAGUGGAUUAAGGAUUGAAAUAUGAAACCUAAAACCAUAAAAUUCUUAGGAGAAAAUACAUUGCCAUGGCUGUCAGAAAUAGAUUUAACAACAGGUUACCUGAUACAAUAACAAAAGCACAAGCAGCAAAUGAUAAAAUAAAUUAACGUGACUUCAUAAGAAUUACUUUUGUUCAUCAAAAGGCUUCACAAAAAAAAAAAAAAAAAGGAAAGAAAAGAA
Molecule: messenger RNA, 8009 nt
Organism: Loxodonta africana (African savanna elephant)
Lineage: Eukaryota; Metazoa; Chordata; Mammalia; Proboscidea; Elephantidae
Gene: AREG
Product: amphiregulin
Exons: 6
Coding region: 280-1029 (249 amino acids)
Biological process (GO): epidermal growth factor receptor signaling pathway; positive regulation of cell population proliferation
Molecular function (GO): growth factor activity; epidermal growth factor receptor binding
Source: RefSeq, a predicted model, not a curated record